Molecule: messenger RNA, 1503 nt
Organism: Girardinichthys multiradiatus
Lineage: Eukaryota; Metazoa; Chordata; Actinopteri; Cyprinodontiformes; Goodeidae
Gene: opn1sw2
Product: opsin 1 (cone pigments), short-wave-sensitive 2
Exons: 5
Coding region: 97-1152 (351 amino acids)
Biological process (GO): G protein-coupled receptor signaling pathway; phototransduction; visual perception
Cellular component (GO): photoreceptor outer segment; membrane
Molecular function (GO): G protein-coupled receptor activity
Source: RefSeq, a predicted model, not a curated record
UUUACGUGUUCUUUUCCCAGUGUUAUCAUUAUUAAAAUAUAAACUUUAAUCAUAAGGUUUAGUUAGGUUAAGUGCUUGCAAGAGAAAGAAGGCAAAAUGAGAUCCACCCAAGUCAUAGAGCUGCCAGAAGACUUCUGGAUCCCAAUCCCAUUGGACACAGAUAACAUCACAUCCCUCAGUCCUUUCUCUGUUCCUCAGGACCACUUGGGGCAUUCAGGCACUUUCUACACCAUGGCGGGAUUCAUGUUUUUUCUGUUUGUGAUCGGCACUUCCAUUAACACCCUCACCAUUGUGUGCACCGUGCGAUACAAGAAGCUUCGCUCCCAUCUCAACUACAUCCUGGUGAACUUGGCCGUUGCAAACCUUCUGGUGUCUGUCAUCGGCUCUUUCACUGCCUGCUGCUCCUUCACAUUCAGAUAUUUUAUCUUCGGACCACUAGCGUGCAAGAUUGAAGGUUUUGUUGCAACACUAGGGGGUAUGGUUAGCCUCUGGUCUCUGGCUGUAAUAGCUUUUGAGAGAUGGCUAGUCAUCUGCAAACCCCUUGGUAAUGUUGCUUUCAAGCCUGAACAUGCUACAGCUUGCUGUGUAUUUACCUGGAUUUUUGCACUGAUGGCCUCAGUUCCACCCUUGCUCGGAUGGAGCAGGUACAUCCCAGAAGGCCUACAGUGCUCUUGCGGUCCAGACUGGUACACAACCAACAACAGAUACAACAAUGAGUCCUACGUCAUGUUCCUUUUCUGCUUCUGCUUUGCUGUUCCAUUUGCCACCAUCAUUUUUUGCUAUUCUCAGCUACUCAUAACACUUAAAAUAGUAGCAAAAGCCCAAGUUGAGUCUGCUUCCACACAGAAGGCUGAAAAAGAGGUGACCAGGAUGGUGGUUGUCAUGGUCCUGGGUUUCUUGGUGUGCUGGGUGCCCUACACCUCCUUCGCUCUUUGGGUUGUCAACAGCCGUGGCCAAAUAUUUGACCUGAGACUUGCAACCAUACCAUCCUGCUUCUCAAAGGCCUCCACUGUCUACAAUCCUAUCAUCUAUGUACUCCUCAAUAAGCAGUUUCGAACAUGCAUGUUAUCCAUGCUGGGGAUGGAGGACGGAGAGGAGGACGUUUCUACAACACAAUCAGUGACUGAAGUCUCCAAAGUUUCCCCGGCCUAGUCUGGCAGUAAUCCUCUGUUAAUUAUUAAUAGUAAAAACUCCAAAAAUCAUUCAAUCCAAGAAAAAAUCAUAUAUCAUAAUUGUGCAAAAUAAAAAAUGGAAAAAAUAUGAAAUUAUGUUUUUUGACAGUUUUAUCUGAGGAUUUUCUGAUAGUAAAUAUGAUCAGUGUUUCUUUGUAUUAUUUUUGCUAUUGUUUUUAUUUUAGCAAAAAAAAGGUGUUUGCCAUUUUGUUCCUUCCUACACCUAUAGACCCAUGUACUUAAACCAUUGCCUAUCAGUUUUAUUUUUCUUUGGAGAUUAGUAUUUUCAUGAGUUAUGCACAUAAACAUAAAUAAAAAUAUUAAAAUCUCA